Colletotrichum abscissum is the source of this 2145-nucleotide messenger RNA. Its product is annotated as glycogen synthase. Gene Ontology annotation, molecular function: alpha-1,4-glucan glucosyltransferase (UDP-glucose donor) activity. Lineage: Eukaryota; Fungi; Ascomycota; Sordariomycetes; Glomerellales; Glomerellaceae. Gene Ontology annotation, biological process: glycogen biosynthetic process. The record is from RefSeq and is a predicted model, not a curated record. The transcript is spliced from 5 exons. The coding region runs from base 1 to 2145 and encodes 714 amino acids. Gene Ontology annotation, cellular component: cytoplasm.
AUGUCCGACUUCCCCCAAGGUCAGCGGGACAACAACGACCGCCCUGCCCGCGAUGUGAAGAACCAUCUGCUAUUCGAAAUCGCAACCGAAGUUGCCCAUCGAGUCGGUGGUAUCUACUCAGUCCUCAAGUCCAAAGCUCCCGUGACCACGGCCGAGUAUGGCGAUCGCUACACUCUCAUCGGGCCCUUGAACCACAACUCGGCCGCAGUCGAGGUGGAAGAGUUGGAGCCCACGAAUCCCGAGCUUGCUGCUACGAUUCAGUCCAUGAGAGAUCGUGGAAUUGGCAUCCUCUACGGCCGCUGGCUUAUCGAUGGCGCUCCACGAGUCCUGCUCUUCGACACAAAGACAGCUUACCACUUCAUGGAUGAAUGGAAGGCCGACCUGUGGAACGUGGCCAGCAUCCCUUCGCCGCCCAGCGAUGACGAGACAAACGAGGCUGUUGUUUUUGGAUACGUCGUCGCCUGGUUCUUGGGAGAGUUUGUGUGCCAUGAGAAGAAAAGAGCCGUCAUUGCGCAUUUCCACGAGUGGCUCGCCGGUGUCGCUCUGCCGCUCACCAAGAGACGCCGCAUCGACGUGACGACAAUCUUCACUACCCACGCAACCCUCUUGGGAAGAUACCUCUGUGCUGGAUCCGUUGACUUUUACAACAACCUCCAAUGGUUUGAUGUUGACGCCGAGGCCGGAAAGCGUGGCAUCUACCACAGAUACUGCAUCGAGCGCGCUGCCGCCCACUCCUGCGAUGUCUUCACCACUGUUUCACACAUCACCGCCUACGAGAGCGAGCACUUGCUCAAGAGGAAACCCGACGGUGUGCUGCCCAACGGUCUCAAUGUUACCAAGUUCUCCGCCAUGCACGAGUUCCAGAACCUGCAUCAACAAGCCAAGGAAAAGAUUCACGACUUCGUCCGCGGCCACUUCUACGGCCACUACGACUUCGACCCCGAGAACACGUUGUACUUCUUCACCGCUGGCCGUUACGAAUUCAGAAACAAAGGUGUCGAUAUGUUCAUCGAGUCCCUGGCCCGCCUGAACCACCGCCUCAAGAGCGCCGGCAGCAAGAUUACUGUCGUUGCCUUUGUUAUCAUGCCAGCGCAGACCACUUCGCUCACCGUCGAGGCACUCAAGGGACAGGCCGUCAUCAAGUCGCUGCGCGACACUGUCGAUGUCAUUGAAAAGGGCAUUGGUCGUCGCAUCUUUGAGCGCUCCCUCAAGUGGCACGACGGUGACCCUAUGCCCGAUGACAAGGAGCUCAUCAGCGCGCAAGAUCGUGUUCUCAUCCGUAGGCGGCUGUUCGCGAUGAAGCGCCACGGCCUGCCCCCCAUUGUUACCCACAACAUGCUCAACGACAGCGAGGAUCCCGUGCUGAACCAGAUCAGACGUGUCCAGCUCUUCAACCACCCCACCGACCGUGUCAAGAUUGUCUUCCAUCCCGAAUUCUUGAACUCGGCCAACCCUGUCCUGCCCCUGGACUACGACGAGUUCGUGCGCGGCACGCACAUGGGUAUCUUUGCUUCGUAUUACGAGCCUUGGGGAUACACCCCGGCCGAAUGCACAGUCAUGGGUGUUCCUAGCAUCACGACCAACCUGUCCGGCUUUGGGUGCUACAUGGAGGAGUUGAUCGAGAACUCGAGCGACUACGGUAUCUACAUUGUGGACCGCCGGACCAAGGGCGUUGACGACUCGGUCAACCAGCUCACCAACCACAUGUUUGACUUUUGCCAAAAGAGCCGUCGUCAACGCAUCAACCAGCGUAACCGUACGGAGCGCCUGAGCGAUUUGCUGGACUGGAAGAGAAUGGGCAUGGAGUACGUCAAGGCUCGCCAGCUGGCACUGAGACGGGCCUACCCAGGCUCGUUCAACGGAGAGGAGGAGGAAGACUUCAUCCCCGGCGUCGAGCAGAAGAUUUCGCGACCCUUCUCGGUCCCUGGAUCUCCUCGCGACCGCACGGGCAUGAUGACGCCUGGCGAUUUCGCCAGUCUGCAAGAAGGCAGGGAGGGCUUGAACACGGAGGACUAUGUCGCCUGGAAGUUGCCUGAGGAGGAAGACCCCGAUGAAUACCCGUUCCCGCUUACGCUGCGCGCCAAGCGCCCGUCGGGACCGGCUAGCCCUCUCGAUGGAGUUCAGCUCAACGGUAAUGGCAACUAA